Molecule: messenger RNA, 1880 nt
Organism: Linum tenue
Lineage: Eukaryota; Viridiplantae; Streptophyta; Magnoliopsida; Malpighiales; Linaceae
Source: the annotation of a GenBank genome assembly
UCUCUCUCAAUUCUCUCAGUCCCCAAAGUGCCAUACAACAACAACGUACGACUCCUGGAAAAAAAAAACGUACACUCAACAAUUACCUUUUUAACUCCACUCCAGAUUUAAACUCUCUCUGGUUAACUUUUUCGGUUCCUGAACAUCCCUUUUUUGAUUCAGUUUCUGGGCAAACAUGGCGUUCCGCGUCAUCACCAUGAAAUCUGGAGCCAUGAUGGCCACCGCUCGUUACCUCACCAGGAGAAACAUGACUCAUGGUGGAAGCUGUUGUGGGAAUCACCAUCACCAUCAUCCACCAUUCGAGAGGAAGAAGCAACAGAGUUGUUCUCGGUCUUUGUCGGGAUUCUGGAGAUUCAACUCCACCAAAGCCUCUGCAGUUGAUGUGUAUUCCAGCGAUGAAGACGUUACCAAUACCAACCAUCAUCAGGGACUGGAUUUCCCCGGAGGACACGUGUCGUACACUCAUUCACUAAACUUCAUCUCCAAGUCAUCAACCCAAAACAGAGUCCCCUGUUACAGAGUUCUCGACGACAACGGCGUCGUGAUCCGCAGCAGCUCCGGCGACUUGGAAUCCCAGCUCCAACAGCAACCACUAAUCAGCCAGCAAACCGCACUAAAGAUUUACAGAGAAAUGGUGAGGCUUCAGGUGAUGGACACCAUCUUCUACGAAGCACAGAGGCAGGGGAGGCUCUCCUUCUACUUGACCUCCACCGGCGAGGAAGCCAUCAGCGUCGCGUCGGCGGCGGCGCUCAGCUCCGACGACGUCGUCAUGCCGCAGUACAGGGAGCCGGGUGUCCUGCUGUGGCGUGGCUUCUCGUUGAGGGAAUUUGCCGACCAGUGCUUUGGGAACAAGGAUGAUUACGGGAAAGGGAGGCAGAUGCCAAUUCACUAUGGUUCCAAUAAGCUCAAUUACUUCACUGUUUCUUCCCCUCUCGCAUUUGAGGAGGCAUGCAUGACUCAGCUGCUUCUCUGUCUCAAUUCCUAUUUGCAGGGAGAUUUUCAUGCUGGAUUGAACUUUGCGGCAGUCACAGAAUCCCCAGUGGUAUUCGUCUGCAGGAACAAUGGCUGGGCCAUCAGCACCAAUGUAUCAGAGCAGUUUCGAAGCGAUGGCAUUGUGGUCAAAGGACAAGCAUAUGGAAUUGACAGCAUCAGGGUCGAUGGGAAUGAUGCUCUUGCUGUCUACAAUUCCAUUCGUGCCGCUCGUCAAAUGGCGGUCAACCAAGGAAAACCCGUAUUAGUCGAGUUUCUAACGUAUCGAGUAGGACAUCACUCUACAUCCGAUGAUUCGACUAAGUAUCGCCCCAUGGACGAGAUCGAGCACUGGAAAGUGACUAGAAACCCAGUGAGUAGGUUCAGGAAGUGGGUUGAAGGCAAUGGUUGGUGGAAUGAAGAUGAAGAAUCGGAGCUCAGAAGUGCGACCAGAAAACAACUAUUGCAAGCAAUUCAAGCGGCGGAGAGAACUGAGAAGCCUUUCCUGGAAGAAAUGUUCACCGACGUUUAUGAUGAAACGCCGUCGAAUCUUCGUGAGCAACAGGAACAACUUCGAGAAAUCAUCAAAAGACACCCUAAAGAUUACCCUUCUGAUAUUCCUGUCUAGAGCGUGUACAUUUUAUGCAUUCUUUUGAUUGAUUUCGCAAGAAAGAAAGUGGUGCAUAAAUGUACUGAAGUUGUAAAUGGAGUUCAUGAUUUAUAGUUUUGUAUAUAACCUAAGUAAGAUCAAUAAAAUUCUCCUUCUAGAUACUUUUUUGAGAAAAAUGGCAUAGUUGUUGAUUCCUAUUUUCCUCCCUUAAUGGUGAGAUAUAUUAAAAAUUAAGAAAAAAUCAAUCAAUAUAUUUAAAGUUCAAGUAACUGGAAAAAUUUCUCACUGUUAUGAAACUAAU